UGUGUGUUGUAGAUGUUGACAGAAACCAGGUGUUUAAAACCACCAGAGUGCGAACUGCACUGAAGAAGGACGGCAGCUGGAUCCACAAAUCAAAAGAAGACAAGGAGGGACAAGACAAAGAGGGGACGUUUCAAACUGUGGAGGCCAAACGAGUUCCAGUUAGACAGAGUUCAUACGUCCUGCUGACAGCCAGGAAGUUUGGAUCAAUAGAUUCUUCACUGAGUCCUCCUCUUCAAAACACAGAGGUCAUUCCAUCUGAAGGUAAUACAGCACCUGUGGCAAAUGGUGAUGUUGUUCCUGCCAAAAAAGGUGCUCCGCCUGAGGGGUCAACAGUGGAGGCCACAGGCGAUACAAAGCCUCAAGCUGUAACUCAAAAUGGUAGGACAGAACAAGAAAAAUCAGCUGCCGACACAACUCCAGAAAACAAGGAGGAAUGUUCUGAAGCACGAGGUGACAAGUCAAAGGUGGAACACACUAAGGCAGCCGCUGAAGUGUUUGCAGCCGUUCACGUUGAAGAAAAUAUCCAACCAGUUUCUUCAGCAAAGGAAAAUCCAGAGGCAGAGUCUCCUGCUGAUCAACCAUUUAUCAGCACAACGGCAGGAAACAAAGAAGAAAAAGCUGAUCCAUCAAACACAGAUCCCAGUGAGACCGUGAUCUCUGCAGAUGCUAAUGUGGAAAUUCCUGCUGCAGAAAUCUCUGCCGUGGAUGACACAGCUGAGAGUAAAAGCACUGCUGAGGUCCCUGCUGCAUUCAUACCAAAAGAGAAACCUCAAGAGGAAUCUUUAAUUAAAGCAGAGCCAGCAACUGCAACAAAUUUGGAGGUUGCAAAAGCAGAAAUAAAUGUACAGCCAAUAGAGGGGAGUAGUGAGAAGGGUCCUCCAGAGCAGACCACAGGAGAAAUUGUUGCAGCUGCAGCUAAUGUGAUGUUGGAGUCAUCGUCUGAGACCACUGAUGUGACUAAAGCAACACCAGGGGAAGUCAGUCUAGAAUCAGUCCCUGACUUACUGCUUGAAUCUCUAACCAAAUCACCUACUCAGCCCGCUGCUGAAAGUCCUACAGAGGCUAACUUUGAGAUAAGUCCUCCAGCACAAUUUACAGAUGAAGCUGUUGAAGCUGCAGCUGAGGUUGUGAUGGAGUCAUUGCCUGAGAACCCUGCUGUAAAUAAUGCAACACCAGAAGAAGAAGCUGCUCUACAAAACAGUGUCCAACCAGUCCCUCAUACACAACCUGAAUCACCCACUUAUCUACCCAACAAAACCAUUACGGAGGAGAGUGGUGAGAAAAGUCCUCCAGAACAAAACACAAAAGAAAUAGUUGAAGUCGUAGCUGAGGUUGUGGUGGAGACAUUACCUGAGAAUGUGGUGGAGCCUGUAAAUAAUGCAACACCAGAGGAAGAAGCUGCUCUACAAAGCGAUGUGCGACCAGUCAUUGAUACGCAAUCUGAAUCACCCACUCAUCCCUCUACAGAAACUGCUCCAGAGGGAAGUAGAGAGGAAGCUGCUCCACAAGUGCAACAAGUCUCUGAUGCUUUAUCCAAACCGCCUACACAACCUGCUGCUGAAACUACUACAGAAAACAACUGUGAGAAAUGUCCUGCAGACCAAGGUGCACGAGAAACUGUUAGAGCUGCAGCUGAAGUGGAGACAUUACUUGAGCCCCCUGCUGCAAAUAAUGCAACACCAGGAGAAGCGGCUGCUGAACAACCGGUCCUUGAAUCACCUCCUCAGCCUGCAGCUGAGACUGUUGUCGAGUCUGUAGAGGGUGAAGUCGAGCCUGCAGCUGUGGAAGCUUUAAGGACCACAGCUGAAGAGGUGGUUGAGCGUGUUGUCAACAGUGUUGUUGAACAAAGUGUUGAGUCAACACCUGACAGCGCAGCAGACCGUGUGUCGGAGCUGAACAUUGAAGAUCCUGUUAAACCUGAAACUACCCCAGAUACUGGAGCUGCUCAGGAAGAUUUAGCUGCCACAGUUAUUAAACUGACAGAUGCGUUAGAUGUGGAGCCACCCACAGCUGAAAGUGUUCCCAAACCUGUGGAAGACUCAGAACAAUCCCACUUAGAGGAGCCCAAAGUGAACCAGCAGUGUGAUGAUACCAACACUUCUGAAGUGUUUCAAAAGGCUGCACAGGAGCCAAACUCUGCACAAACUCUGACAAAGUCUGGAUAUGUUUCCAAUAUCUCACUGGAUGAAAAAGCUACUUGUUGUUUCUGUAAUGAAAUCCUGGAUGGAAGAGUAAAGAUCAGUUUGAGUGAACCUCUGGUGACCUGCCACCCUGAGUGUCUCAAGUGCAGUGUUUGUGCCAAGGCCCUUGGAGACAUGCUGACCCCCAUGUACUUGCAUCAAAAAGAGAUCCAGUGUGGUGGCUGCUUUAUGAAAACUCUCAAGAUCUGAGGCUCAUCUGGGACAGAUCCUCCAUCAGAGAACUCUCAA
Molecule: messenger RNA, 2429 nt
Organism: Acanthochromis polyacanthus (spiny chromis)
Lineage: Eukaryota; Metazoa; Chordata; Actinopteri; Pomacentridae
Product: fibrous sheath CABYR-binding protein
Exons: 8
Coding region: 924-2390 (488 amino acids)
Source: RefSeq, a predicted model, not a curated record